Molecule: messenger RNA, 6840 nt
Organism: Psylliodes chrysocephalus
Lineage: Eukaryota; Metazoa; Arthropoda; Insecta; Coleoptera; Chrysomelidae
Source: the annotation of a GenBank genome assembly
AUGGCUUUAGUAGCGCAGUUUGUUGUUUCACCCUUUAUGGAAAUUGAUAUCCAACAGUUUGCAACUUGUGUUAUGCAGAACUUUUGCGAAGACAUCGCUGCAACAGAAAUGGAAAAAUCUACCGCAGAUCCCGACACACCUAAACCUAUUUCAAGAGGAAGAGGUAGAUCAAGAUUCGUUUCUCCAUCUGAAUAUUCAGAUCCUCCUUCAUCUACGGAAUCCUCUUCGCGAAAAACAAUCGCUUCGAGAAGGCGAGUAGUUGAAAAUAUAGAACAAAAGUUUCCGUCCAGGUCUUCAGUUGCAUCUAGUACUCCGAAACAAGCGAUUUCAACGAAUGCUAAUAGGAGAACAGCUUCAGUCGUUCAGACUGCUGAUACAAUUUUUUUAAAUAACGACAAAGUAGCUAGACCUUCACUGGUGGAGAACGUAGGUAGAAAUACUCCUGCGCCAUCGACUUUUCGAGCAUUUAAUAAACGACCCAAAAAUUCGUAUGAAGUAGAAGAAACACCAGAUGACAUAGAUCCAUACCGAAGAAAAAAACCUAGAGUACUAACCGAAACUAACUUUAAAUCUUCCAAUUUCCCAAAACGAGCUUUAGAAAAUUCAGAACCGCCAAGCACUUCCGCCAAAAUAUCAAAAAACUUACUAACACCAGACUCCCCGCCGCCACUUAGUACUUUGGGAAACACCAAUUUACUCGAAGAACAGCUGCUGGAUACAACUCUAAAACCAGAAUUAGAAACACCUAUUGGCACUUUAACAGAAGAUGAAAUUCAGGAAGAAACUCAAAAAACUAUACCAGUUUCUUCAACUGUCAAACCAACAGAACCACCCAGACCACCUGGUAAACGUCGAACCGGAGUCAGAAAAGUCGUAAAUAGGGUAACAGAACCUGUGAUUGCAACUCCUGCACCUGGUGGUAGAGUUAGAACAAGGAAUAGACCUACGCAGGCUCCGGAUUUUUAUUUUCAAAGUGUAUCAACGUCUGUACCAUCCACUAGCUUUCGAAGGAGAGUAGAUUCAUUGUUUUCUGCAAUAGAACCAAGAAAAGGACCAUCAGUCUUCAAUGCCGAUACUACAGCAUCUGAGUCGCGUUCAAGAACAGGAAGGAAAAUAGAUUUGCUGCCCACUGAGAAAAUUCCCAGCAGGGGUCGUCGAGUGACCAUAACUCCAACAACCGUCAAAAGUACGCAAACAUCUACGUUACGAUCUAGAGGUGGUAGAUUUCGUUCCCGUGAGAUGCCAAUUAUAGACGAACAGAAACUUGAAGUUUUACCGUUAUUUGAAGAGGAACCGAAAAUUGUUCCAACCAGAGGUCUCAGCAGAAAUGAAAAUUCAGAUUCCAAAUCUAAAGAGUUAAAGAAAGCAGAUGUAACGAAAUCAAGAACGUCUAAUAGAGAUGAGAGAACUAGACAUUCUAAUAGAGCUGAUGCGGAUUCUAGAUCUAAGAAUAAAGUAUCUUUUGUAGAAAAAGAAAAACCAACUAUUAUCAAAAAAGAGAAUAUUGAUUUAAACUCCCGGCGCAGAGGAUACCCAGCAGAUUACAUUGAAGCCAGUGCUACAGAAACUGACAUGAAAAUUACUAUUACCGCCGUCAAUGUAGAAAGUACAACACAGCCUCCUAAACCCUCUACACCUUCUCGCAACACUCAAGUCAAAGAAUCGGUUACACAAGAAAUAAACGAAGUGACGUCAAGAAGAAAAGUGUCGAGGAAGAAAGUAAUCAAGCAAAAAGUUCCUAGUUUUCGUGGAACCAAAAAAUCGGAAGUAAAAUUAGAAAAGAAACACAGCAGUGAGGAAAUCGGAGAAUCCGAUAACUAUCCGGAAGAAUUUAAGGCGCUUUUGAAGGCUAAAAAAGAACAUAAGGAGUCAAGACCAUCUCCCUUGGUUUCUUCAUCUUCUCCUUCAACACUUUCUUCUACAAUCAGCGUCGUGACUUCUUCAACUCCGCCUAGUACUACAGCGUACUUGUUAACAACCAGACAGAUAAAUGAUAACGACAACGAAAUAAAACCAAAACCAUCGACACCUUCUCCGAAAAUUACAUCCACGUCUCCGCGUUGGAGUAGAUCAAGAUAUUCGCCUUCAACUACUACCCAAGCUGUUAGAGAUGAUUCAUCAACCAGGAGACAAUCUUUUAGAACUACAACUUCUUCGACUACGUUAUCAAGAGGAACUAAACACUUCAUAACGUUUCCGUCUAGAGCAAAUAGUUCUGUACCAAAAUUAGAUAGAAACGUUUCUUUUAAACCGAGAAUAUCUAAUAGUGAAAAUGAAAUUAGGAGAUUCAAUAGAGGAAGAAAUGCGAAACAACCAUCUGAGUCAAACGUUCCAAAAUAUUCUACUACCGUAAAAAAAUUCGAUCGUGGUAAAUACAGAAGUGGGUCGACAACAAUUGCUCCCAAAUAUAUACCAACCAUUCCGUCUGUACCAUACGUACCCACGGUACCCAUAGUGACCACGCCUAGAACUUGGGUUGGGGCGUCGACAUAUACAAAGGACGACGAUCUAGGACUUCAGGUGAUAUCUAUUGAUGAACCUGUGCAUGCUAUUCCUUCGGCAAAUCUUGUAAAUGGUAAUUACAAUGUGCCCACCGAAAAUUCCGUCACUAUUCCGUUACCACUGGUAAAUGGUGGAACUACUGAAAAACCUGUAUCGAUUAUAGAAAGGAUUAUAAAUUCUAUAACCGCUAGAUCGACUAUUUCACCCUCAACAGAUACAGUAACUAAGAUUACAGCAUCAACGACCGAAUCCCCGUCAGCCAUAUUAAAAUUAGCACCCAAAAGAGCUAGACAAACCGACAAGACUGACGAUACACGACAACGACAAAACUUAAUAGACACAGUAAGUCUUACAACUGAAAACCCAACAACAAUCAUUGAGAAGAUACUAAGUAGCCUAAAUGCUAUACAAGCAACAGAUAAAAAUGGGUCUGUUCAAGUAGGUACCAAUUUUAAUACUUUGAGCUCUUUCACUACCACACCUUUACCUAGCGUGACUAAGUCUUCCACCAGAUCACUUCUUGCACUUAGCAGCACUUCAGUCAAUCCACUUAGUAUAUUAGAUGAAAUCACUCCAGAGGAAGUCUUGCAAAAACGGACAAUAGGUAGAUUGUUAGAUAUUUUAAACGGUCUUGUUAUCUCUACCCCGCUACCUAGCAGUGAAAAUUUUGUCGUUGUCACGCCUAAAAGUGUAAAUAAACCGUCAACUUCGAACUAUCCUCUGUCAUCUACUUUCACUUCUACGAUAUUUAACGAAAUAAAUUCUGAAGUACCUUCUACUAUUUCUUUACCUUCAACUGCACUUUCUUCUGAUUCUACGUCUUCUGAUUUAUUUUCGACUACAGCACAAUCUAUUUCUACUUCCGAAAAUGCUAAUGCAUAUUCUACGUCUACUAAUUUAUUUUCGACUACAGCACAAGCUAUUUCUACUUCCGAAAAUGCUAAUGUAUCUUCUACUGAUAUUUCUUCUUUAGCUGCACUAACUUCUACUGAUUUACCUACAUCGGUUGCACCACCUUUUGAAGAACAAUCCACAGUUUUAACUACUGAAGCUAUCUCUGAUUCUGUAACUUCAACAGUCGUAACAGAAGAUGUAUCAAUGUCGCAAGAACAAUCAUCGACUCUUAUUCCUGUAAAUGAUUUAAAUUUGGAUGAAACUCUGUUAACCUCGACUACUACUAUUGAGCCACAAACAGUACCGUCAACUUCCUCAUUUCCAAGCACGAGUGAAGUAGGCGUAAAAAGUACCGAUGGUAUAAAUUUCUUCACUUCACUUUCUACUCUUCCUACUUUAGACAAAUUUGAAGUGAGUCCAGGAAGUGUUUCUGUUUUUUCCGCUAAUGAUCUGUCUAACUCAAUAACUCCUGAUGAUAACUUUUCCACAACUACUAUUAUAAAUAUAGCAGGUAGAUCCAACUUUGAUAACACUGCUACUACACAAAGUACCACUACUGAAGUUGAAACUACUACUUUAGAAGUUACAACCGAAGCUGCUUUGCGUGACAAUAGUGGUGCUAUGGAAAGUAGUACCCCUGUAACUGUAAAUAGUACCCAAGCUAAUGGUAGGUCUGGAAAGCUGUUAAAUGUUGUAGAAGAUUCUGUACAAAAUAGUAUUGAUACUUCCACUCCUGACUAUUUUAUCUUCGCUGUACUUAAUAAUAACACAGUCUUACGUAAAAGGCCAUUGGUAGAAGCUAAUGCUCCGUUUCUUGUAAUUGGUGUGUAUCCUAACAACACUGUCGUGAAAAAAUAUCCAAAUGGAACAGAGGUUCCCAUGGAAUCAGUUAUAAGGGUAAGGGGAUUCGAUACACGUCAAAACCCCCCACCUUUGCCAGAAAUAACAAGUAACCAAGUAACAAGCGAAUCUGGAAGUUCUGUGGAUAAUAAAAUAGUCGAAACGGACGAACAGAACACAAUUCCCUCUGAUACAAACUCACUUUCAACAGCCGCAAGCACUACUACCCGUAUAACCUCUAAACUUUACAAAGUUUCUAGUUCUGCACAAAGUUCUACUACUGUCACUACACCAAGUACUAGUACUAUUUAUUCUGAUUCUAAGCCUACCUCUUCACUUCCAAUGAGUACUGUCCUAAUUACUGGACGCACAAUAGAACCUAGCACCGUCGCUUCUAAUGUGAAUAGUGCUGGUACUACCUUGCCGGAUAUGGUGACAGUAGAAAGCAGUACUGUAUAUAGUACUACGCCGGAAGGGAAAAUCGAUUCGACGUUCCCAACGCUAUCCGGGUUAUUAAAUGGAAAUAUUUUGGAAGCUUAUAAUGAGAUUGUUAAUAAAACAGACAAUAAAAACUCUGACAUUCCUAAAUCUGAUGGGGUUAAGGUGAAUACGGUUGAUUCCGUUGCAAAUCUAACAAGUACUUUGGCUUCAACAACCGUAGAAAGUUCAACAGUAGAAACACCGAAGAUCGAAAUGUCAACACAAGAUUCAGUAUUACUAUCAAACAAAAUAUUGGAUGAUACAACUACGACUAUCCGUACCACUACUAAGCCCACUAAAGGUAGAAGAUUUACAUCCACUCCGACUAUUCCAACGUCAACAUUCUUCCCGAUAUUUUUAUCAACAUUUUUUCCUAACGUUUUCGAAACGACCAAAUUUCCGAUAAUACCAACGACAUCGCCAGAGGGGGUCAUUAGAAUUUCUGCAGCUCCAUCUAUUGAUGAAACGUUAUCUACUGCCGCCAGUACUACCAGACCAACAACGGUGCGUUUGACAACUGCUAGAACUACAACAGAGCAAACAACUGCUAUACCUACUACUACCAGAAUGAGGACAACUACAACAAGAACGACCACUACAACAAGACCGACGACUACAACAAAAGCGACCACUACAACAAGAGCGACCACUACAACAAGAGCGACCACUACAGCCAGGCGGAGAACUACAACACCUUCAACCACCACGUCAGCACCAACAACAAGGCGUACAACUACCAGACCUAGAUUGACCACUACAAGUCCGCCUAUUGUAACAACAACUGCUACUCCUAUUACAUCAACAUAUCAAACGGUAACGGCUGCUUCUAGUACAAAGAGAAGCGCAACGGUUGCUGAUUUUAAUACUAUAGAAGUAACUACACCAAAAACAAUAAAAUUAAAUGAAUUAUCAAAAGAACAAAGAGAAAAUUUGAAGAUUAUUGCUCAACUUGAAAAAGAACAGGCUCAGUUAUUGCAGCAGUUGUCAUUUUUGACUAAUUUAGGUCUUGGAGCAAAUAGAGGCACGAAGCCACCAACUAAUGGAAAUAGAAAGCCAAAUAGUUCCAGCAAAACAUUAGCGGAGAGGAUUGUCGCUUUGGCAGUUGAACGGGACAAAACUACUACGGUAGAACCAACAAUUCCUACGACUACUAGACUACCGAACUCUAUUCAAGACCAACUGGCUGCUCUCCAAACAACCAGACAGCCCCAAAAAGCAACUUCUUUAGAUGACGUUUUAAAACAAUUAAAUUUAAACGGUUUAAAUGUAGCUACGAAACCAACUGAACCAACUGUAAAAUCCGAAGAUGCUAUACUCAACUCAUUACUGAGAGAACAAGGAAUUAUACCUCCAACUCCAAAAAGUUUAGCUGGAAUAUUUGAUGAAACCCCCAUUCGGUCAAGACCAAGAACUCCUGCACCACCUCCACCGGGUCCUUUAAUGAGGGGAUUAAAUUGGUUGUUGACAGCUCUAGGACCGCAACCACAACCACAGAUUGUACCGACUAGAAGACCUACCAGAAAACCGGCAAAACCUACGAAACCUAAAAAGCCUCCGAUAGAUCAAGAGCUUCUGGCUAAUUCGCCCACGCACGUAACACCUGUAGUAACCCUUGCGCCAUCUAAAACAGCCAAUGCUCUCAGCCAAGAUGAUAUUAAAAAAUUAAUAAGUCAGCUAGAGGGCAUUCAGAAGAAUCCUUCCAAAGGAACUUUGGACCUCUCCCAAAUAAAGAGUAUCCAAAAUCUAAUCAACCUAGACGAAGGAGUAGUGGUGAUGACUAACGGUGAACAUGGCACCACUUCCAGAAGAACAAGUACUGCUGCACCCACCACAAUUAGGAGUAGACAACCAUCGCAAAGACAAUCAACGCAAAGACAACCCAGAAAACUACCUACAGAACCGCCACCACUUAUAGUUUCGGUUAGCAAUAGCGUUGAAGAAUUUGAUGAAUUUGAAACAACCACCAACCGGGUUGUAAGAGCACCGAUUGGUUUCAGACCAGUUCCCGGAGUAGAUGAUGAUAAUCCAAAUACGCUUGUCCGAAGCAAUUUGAUAACAGCCGCUGUUAAUGUUACCAAAGCGAUUUCAAGUUUCUUGGGGACUGCUUUACAGGUAUGGGAAUGA